Sparassis crispa is the source of this 1581-nucleotide messenger RNA. Its product is annotated as CDP-diacylglycerol--glycerol-3-phosphate 3-phosphatidyltransferase. Gene Ontology annotation, cellular component: mitochondrion. Gene Ontology annotation, biological process: cardiolipin biosynthetic process. The record is from RefSeq and is a predicted model, not a curated record. Bases 1 to 1581 code for a protein of 526 amino acids. Gene Ontology annotation, molecular function: CDP-diacylglycerol-glycerol-3-phosphate 3-phosphatidyltransferase activity. The transcript has 6 exons. Lineage: Eukaryota; Fungi; Basidiomycota; Agaricomycetes; Polyporales; Sparassidaceae.
AUGUUCGCCGCCAUCCUCUUUAGUCGAACAGUCUCGCGACAUUACGAUCGCAAGCUCGCAAAUGUCGCCGUGCAUCGUUCUCGCUCACUUUCGACCGUCUCAUUCGACCCCUUCAUUCGCCAAUUUGUCUCCAAACUCGCGGAGCGCCAGCCGUGCUUUCCUAUGUCUUCAUCCGACGUGCACAUAAUGCACGAGCCGCAGGAUUUCUACCAAUGCUUGCUUGAUAUGAUACGCCGUGCACGGCGCAGGAUAUUUAUAUCCUCACUGUAUAUUGGAUCGGAAGACGUGGAGCUGAUUGACGCGUUGCACGUGUCCCUCCAACAGAACCCAUCCCUGAAGAUCCACAUACACCUCGACUUCAACCGCUCGACGCGUCCGGGACCUCAGUCUACAGCGCGUCUCCUCCUCCCACUACUGCAGGAGUAUCCCAACCGUGUUUGCGUCGCGCUCUUCCGAAGUCCGAAGUUAAAAGGCAUUAUGGCUAAGCUCGUGCCCCCACGAUUCAAUGAGGGCUGGGGAACGUGGCACCCGAAGAUAUACGGGGCGGACGACGACGUGCUCAUCUCCGGUGCGAACUUGAACACGUCCUAUUUUUCGAAUCGUCAAGAUCGCUAUCUGCGUUUCACCGCCCAGCCGCAGCUGGCGGGGUAUUGUUUCGACUUUUUGCAGCAUGCGUCUGGUUUCUCAUAUUCACUUCUGCCUUCUCCUCUGUCAAAAGAGGAGUACACUCUGCAAUGGCCAGAUGAACAUACCCAUCCGCACUACAUAGAAACCAAAGCGCAACGUAGCUUGAGGUCAUUCCAAAAUUCCCACUUGGCUGAGUCUCCGCAAUUACUGGAUGACCAACUCGCGUCAACUUCGUCACUCGAGAAGAUCGAUGUCGAAAAGCUGAAUGUCAAUCAGCCAGAUGUGCUCGUGUUUCCGGUCAUUCAAGCGGGACUGUUUGAUAUCCGUGAGGAAGAGGAUUCUCUAGCGCUUCUGUUCGAUGAGCUCGGGACGCAUACACCCACGUCUACUUCGCCAAGUUAUGGUGGACCUCUGAUGGACUUGACGAGCGGGUACUUUGGUCUAUAUAAACCAUAUCAGGAUCUUGUCCUUCGGUCGGGAGUAGCCUGUCGCAUCCUCGCUGCCAGUCCAAAGGCAAACGGCUUCUAUGGCUCCAAAGGCGUUUCGGGACGGAUCCCGGAAGGCUACACACUGCUCGAGAAGCGUUUCAUGAGGGCGGUCCGCCACUCUGGUCGGGAAUGGACACAAGAUCAGCAGGAAUGCCGCCCAGGUGUACAGCUGAACGAAUGGGAGAAGAAAGGAUGGACGUACCACGCCAAAGGCAUCUGGCUCCGCCCGACGCCCAACGCCUCACCGCUGCUCACGCUCUUUGGCUCGACCAAUCUCAACUCGCGUUCCUCCAACCUCGACACGGAGCUCUCCUUUUUACUUGUGACGUCAGCGCCUGAGCUGCGCGCACGUCUCGCGGAGGAGGCGGAUGGUCUCCGUGCGCAUGCACAGCCAUGGCGCGGCGAGGAACGCAAGGUGCGUAUCGGGACACGAGUUUUGGUCAGUGCUGUUGGUGGGAUGUUGUGA